Daphnia pulex (common water flea) is the source of this 4223-nucleotide messenger RNA. RefSeq lists its product as uncharacterized. Lineage: Eukaryota; Metazoa; Arthropoda; Branchiopoda; Diplostraca; Daphniidae. The transcript has 9 exons. The record is from RefSeq and is a predicted model, not a curated record. Bases 267 to 2906 code for a protein of 879 amino acids.
CAUCGUCUUUGAGAUCAGUCGUGAUAACACUGCGCAAGUGCGCAUCUCAAGUAUCUCCAGAUUCAAAAUCAUAUCCUUUUCAAAACAAAAUGCAUGUAAAAUGUGCUGAAGAAAAAUAAUGUACUUGCGACGUCCAAUCGAUGUAACAUUUUUGAAAACCAUAUUAUCUUCAUGACUUUGUGGAAUUCCUGAGAAAUUGAGAUCAGCUAAUGAAAGAUCAAAAGCAUGCAUUUGAUUAAAGCGUCAAAAUAAGUUUAACUUUCACCAUGGACAUCAUCAACAAAGGUUUGAAGAUUAAUCUUCCCUAUGUAAGCCUUCGAUCUGCAAUGAUUCAUGUUGUGGAUGUUGGCAAUGUUCAAUUACCUGUUUCUUUAAAGAACGCUGAGAAACUUCUGCAGAAGGCUAAACCAACUGUGUCUGGCUGUGGCUUCCACAGAAAAGAAGAUAUCUUAAGAAAUUUAUCCUGGCAAAUUGAUCGUACUAGUAUAUCCAUUCCAAAUUCAUCAAAAUUCCUUGAAAAAAAUAUUUCUGGGUGGAUAAAACUGGUUCUCAGUCAGCAUCAAAUCAACGUCCAAUACGCAGAGGUCAACUGUUCUCUCACGCGAAUGAACCUUUACCGAUCAGGUAGUCGCUACAUCCGUCAUUGCCAUUUGAAGCAGGAGAUAGGGCAUUUUGGUACCAUCAUCCUGCAAAUUCCUGUGGAAAAUGGCCAUGAAGGUGGUGAAUUGCAAGUUGAAUCACAAAUGAUCCGAAAUAGUCCUCUGGAAACAUUGACGUUAGAUCUCUCUUCAGGCAGUGACCAAUCAUUUUACGUCAACUUUUUGAACGUCAAUUGUGUACAUGAGAUGAAGCCGUUAACCCGAGGAUGGCGUAUCGAAUUAGCUUACAACAUUUUGUGGAAACCAGAAGUAGCAACGUUAGUUUUACCGAACAUUUCCUCCUUUCUUGUCACGUUGACAAAGAUGGCGGUCGAGUUGCGCUCGUGGCAAGAAAAAAUGUCCGAAGGCAAACCACCAAAGAUCAUGAUUUUUGGAUUGGAUCAUAAUUACGAUCCUGACUGUCAUUCAUUCUCAACGCUACUGGAUCAGGAUCGUCAGAUGGCCCUUCUGUUAGGUUCUAUCCCUUUCGUUAAUGUUCACUUGGCCCGGCUUACAAGAAAAGUAACGGGUCUCCUUUGUUCUUCGCUUGAAAAAUUUGAAUGUGAUGAUGAUGUGAUGGAGUGUGAUCCCAUUUCCAGUAAAACAUUGAUCAGUAGUGCCACUGGACUGAAAGAAAUGCGUGUUACCCAUUCCGCCAGCCACUGGAUAGGCAUUGACAAUUGUGCUGCCCAGUUUCAUAAUCUGGAUAUUGAUACUCAAGCUCAGUUUGUCAAGCCUCUUUUUGAAAAGAACAGAAAACCCGAUGAAGUGGAAAAUCACAAUCAAGAUUCGAAAGACACCAUCAUAAGCCAUUAUUUUUAUCAGUCCGCUCUCAUUUUAUGGCCCAAAAAUGGAUCUUUUUACAUGGAUAUCCAUCAUCGACCCGAUUACCUUUUGGAUCAAAUGGAACGUGGCGUAUUGCCCAACCCACUGGCGAUCGUACGUGCAAUGAUAUCCCAGUCAAACUGUACAGAAUUGAUAAUCUAUCGCCUUCUCAAUAUCUGCCCAUCGCUUAACGCAAAAACGGAGGCUCUCCAACUACUCAAGUUAAUGGCAGACAAAUCCAUCGGUGUACCUUCUGAAGACGCUGCUGUCCUGAUUAGCGAAGUUGAAUGCAAGUUAAUUGGAUGGCCCGAUUGUGAAGACGCCAUUAACAAGCUGCUGACAUGUAAACCGUACCAGCAACUGUGCCAUUUUGCGACGCUAGCCAAGCAGCUGUUCUUCCGGAACUGCAUCAGCGGUUUCCUAAGUGUAGCAAAUCAGACUUGGAAUUUCUUAAUGGAACAAUUUAGAACAACUGGUAAUUUUAACAACCACAACGCACUCAUUUCUUGCAUUCAAAUGUCCGUUUGUAUCGAGGAACAAUCUAAGCUUGUGAAUCCGUCGAAAUCGGAGCAAUUUUUAUCGUGCUUUGUAAAGUUGCCACUAAUUGAGCAGUGCCACAUUAUCAUCGACCUCAAGGACAUCUACCACAAGAAUGCUACCGGCCAACAUUUUUACUUGAGUCUUUGCAGAUUUGUCGCCGUCACCUUUAACACCUCAUCGUGUAAGAAAUCGAACAUUACCGACUGUGUGGUGGACCUUCUUCGGUGUUUCCUUGUACUUGAUCGCCAUCCUGUGAAUAUCGCAGACAUCUUCAUUGAAAACGUCUGCCGACCAAAUUCGUGCGAAAACAAUCACUUGCUAGAAAAGCUCGUCGCAUCACUGCACAACUUAAAUCUGAAUACCAGAAUGACGAACCAACUUUUAGACUCCCGAAUUGCCGAAUUGAGUCUACUCCGUAAACCGGAAUUCACGUGGAGUAUGAAAGACGUCAAAUUUCCCGAUGCCGAUAAGUAUCCUCAAAUCGUGGAAUUUUUAGAAUCAGCCAGGAAAGACGCGACCAUCAAGCUUGGUUCGAUCGGAAGCAUUCAACAGGCCAAAGAUUUUAACGUUUAUUACUUCGGAGUCAUGGAGGAGUGUGUGGAACGAGGAUACAGCGCUAUGGCGGAGCCUUUGAAAAAAGGCAAGACUAUUUCUUGUGUGAUUGUGAAAACCCGCCACUUGCACAUGGCUCUCGUCCAACAAUUUGAAGCCAAAAUGGAAGAGCUGAAACGACUUGAGCGACUUCGUGCCUUUUAUGAAACUUCGCAUCCGUCCUACGUUGAGUCUGAAUUGGGUGGAUCAACUUCUCAACCUCAAUCUUUAGGUGCGUCCUACGGGAAAACAAAGGCCGCCAAUCCAUUAUUGCGCAUCAAAUUUAAGACACCGAAGAAGAAGAAAAAGUGAAUAUUGUUUAAUGUUGGAGUUAAUCACUAAAGUGAAGACGUUCCCUUUUUUUAAGUUUUAUCAUUCAAGAAACGUUCACUUUCUUUUUUUUUAACAUGUUUAAUUUCUCAAAAUACAUGACUUAGAACUGUGAAAUGGAGUUCUUUAGUUGGAGAAAUGGAGACAUGACGUAACGUUGGACAUUUUCAUGUAGGUACACCUCUCCAUUGCGUAACGUAACGUACAAUGCAUCAGGGACCAUUUCGAGAUCCGAUUAUUCAUUGUCAACUUUGGUGGUAGUUCGAUUCAGAUCGAAUUUCGCGUCGAUUUACCUUCAAACUAUGUGGUAAAGAGAAUUAGACCGUGGAAUCUGUCUGACAUUUAUCUAUUAAGCAAUAUUUUUAAAUUUUUCAGUCCCAUUCGAUUAUUACACCAAAAGUUGCCUAUCAUCUAUCAAUCGACUAAACCGCAGUAUAGGUUACCUAAUUUUCUAAAGGUGUAUAGGUUUUCUCUUUUGUUUCGCUUGUCCCUGUUAAAUAUGCGUAUUUACUUUCACCUCGAAAUGGCAUACAAUUGGAAAGUGACAUUGACAGUCACCAUCACCGCGAGAGUGCAAUUUAAUGUUUAAAGAAACGAUAAUUACUCUGAUCGAACAAACCGCUGUAGAUUUCCUUGUGUCAUAAUUGCUUUUGCAAUUUGUAUUGCGGUUUUACACUAGUUGUAUGUGGGUCUAUUACAAGAUUUGCAUACAGUAUAUAAAGGCGACUUUUCAAACUCAAGUCACAACUCAUUCGAGACUUUUUUAAGCCUGCAAAAAGCAGCUUCUUAGUAAAUAUUAAUUUCCGAAUUCUAAUACUCUUUUAGCAUUCUCCUAGUUACAAUGGCCGUUUUUAAGAUCGCCUUGUUCGUCGCUCUGGCUCUGAUCGUCGUGGCUUACGCCGAGGAUUCCUCCGCGGAUUUGAAGUCUUCCGAGGCAAGGUACAAUGGAUACCAAAACUACAAUAGUUAUGGUAGUGGAUACGGAUAUGGAGGUCGUUACAGAGGGCAAAACUACGGAUAUGGUAACAACAACUACGGCUAUCGCAACAACUACGGCUAUCGCAACAACUAUGGCUAUAACAACUAUGGCUAUAACAACCAGGGCUACAACAAUUAUGGCUACAAUAACGGAAACGGUUAUAGAUAUAGUUCGCCUUAUUACUACUAACGUACACCCUCCACUUUUAAAAGAAAAACAGUUCAUUAUAUUAUAUGAAGGUUUAUUACACUGUAGUUCAUGCACAGUUUAAGUAAAAUACUGCUGAAAUCAAGAACACAAUACACACGCAUUACACAGCA